Molecule: messenger RNA, 1660 nt
Organism: Guyanagaster necrorhizus
Lineage: Eukaryota; Fungi; Basidiomycota; Agaricomycetes; Agaricales; Physalacriaceae
Exons: 6
Coding region: 25-1434 (469 amino acids)
Source: RefSeq, a predicted model, not a curated record
GGACCACUUCCACCACUACAAACGAUGUCCAUCCGUGGGAGCAACUCGCUGCCUUUGAGUGACGACGUAAUAGAGCAGAUAUUCCACUGUUUGCCGUCUUUCGCCUCUCUUCAAUCAACCAUCCGGGUGUGCAAGGAUUUUCACAGGAUCUUCAACACUCAUCCGAAGACUACAGUGCGAAGGGUGGCGUACAAUAUUGCUGGCCCAGCUCUUCCGCAAGCCAUGAGAUUGCUUCGGUACAGAAAUGAAAAUGAUACAGAUCUACCUUCUUCAGAGGGAUCGCAUGCAGACGACGAGGUUUCGUCCGACUAUGGACCUGUUUCGAAUUCAGCAGCCGAGACGACCAACGGACCUCCUCUCACGCAGUCCGAGACUAAGGAGUUAACAAAAAUUGCCAGAGUAGUCAGUAAACUGGAGGAUGUGUUCAGUUUCAGACAUAAAGAUCGGUUGUCGAAAACUAGUAAAUUGACGUCAAUGGAAUCGUGGCGUUUUCGUCGAGCUAUCUAUCGUCUCAUGCUCUUUUCUCGUGUCUUUCCUGGCUCCAAAUACCACUUCCUUAGUGACGAUGAAGAUGACGACGACGACGCGGACGCGAAUUUGAAGAGGCUGCGCGACGAUAGACAAGCGAAGGAAGAUUUCAUAGAUGACUUUUUCACAGAGGAGAUCAUUGAAAUGUAUGCCGUUGCCCACUUCCUCGUCGAGACAGCAGAAUGGGCAUCAUUGGCGCAUGUCGGAUCCAUUGAUCCGACUCAUUUUGGUGACGUUGCUCUAUGUGCUGGGCCAGAUGCGAUACUGGCUUCAUACGAAGAAGGAUCAGUGGUUCCUAUUCAAGAUGCCGCCGAAGAAAUGAACAUAGUUGAAGAAUUAAUUACAGAAUAUAUCGAACAUCCCCUCCGUACCAUUCUGGAGUCGACCAAGACUGUCAUACCUGCGAAAGACAAAAUCCUUUGGAACAAGAUCUUGAGCUCCGUUGAAGGAGAAAAUGACCUUUGCAAGCGGUGCGGUGCAGCUGAAGGUUUGAACUUGUGGUGUGAAUCCAACUGGGAAUACCUUCGUGGGACGCCGACGUUCACCAUCAGUCAGAUUCACCAGUACCUUAGAGGUCUAUUACCUAGAAGCUUUACUGAAUGCGCAUUCUUGCGCUUGCAGCUUGAACCUAUCAACCAGCCCGCUCUGUACAUGGACAUGGUGGCUGAACUUUUCGACGUCAAGAGACCUGAGUUUGAUGAUUGGGAUAAAGAAGACCUCUUAUGCACGGCAUGUUUGAAGGUGUUUGUCGGUGAACAUUUGCAUCUUUGGUUAUUGGAGAGAAAGCGCGCUGCUGGCAAGCAAAUACCAGAAGAUUGUUGGUAUGGAUAUAACUGCCGAACGCAAACCCACAAACGAGAGCACGCGGAGAAACUCAACCAUUUGAGCCUUCCAACACGGGGAUGAAUGUUCCACUCUACGAAGCCGAGUGUCUUUCCAUGAAGUCUUCGUGUGUAUUAUUAUUACGCUGCAUUCUUACGAAAUUCAAAUGAUUUGUUUACUACCUAUAUCCGUCCAGACCGUCACGCUUAUGUAGUGGUUUCCCCCCACAUGCAGUUACAGUACAUUCACAACGCGAACGUGCUUCGACGGCGUUUAUCUUGCCGACGUGAGAAAGUCAGUCACAGACCCU